Messenger RNA from Pseudophryne corroboree (corroboree frog), 6958 nucleotides. RefSeq names its product glycerol-3-phosphate acyltransferase, mitochondrial (gene GPAM). The coding region runs from base 1 to 1443 and encodes 480 amino acids. Lineage: Eukaryota; Metazoa; Chordata; Amphibia; Anura; Myobatrachidae. Gene Ontology annotation, biological process: triglyceride biosynthetic process; phospholipid biosynthetic process; fatty acid metabolic process. The record is from RefSeq and is a predicted model, not a curated record. Gene Ontology annotation, cellular component: mitochondrial membrane. Gene Ontology annotation, molecular function: glycerol-3-phosphate O-acyltransferase activity. The transcript has 12 exons.
AUGGUGAAGCAGCACAGAGGAGCUGGGAUACGGGACACAAGUGAAGGGAUGGGGAAGCGGCACAGAGGAGCUGGGAUACAGGGGAAACCCAAGAAAGACGAGAGUCUGUGGAGCAUCGCCAGAGGGGUGUUCACCAUGCUGAGGAAGAACUACGGCUGCGUACGCGUGGACUUCGCACAGCCCUUCUCUCUGAAAGAAUAUUUAGAGAACCAGAGGCAGAAGCCAUCUCCUGCACCCCUGUCUCUGGACCAAGCUCUGCUGCCUGCAAUCCUCUCCGCCAGACCCAGUGAUUCUGUGGCUGAGAACGGGCUCAUCGCUAAUGCCGAUCUGAGUGUGGACAGCCCCUUCAGAAGGCAGAUUAUUGCAAAUCUGGCAAAUCACGUCUUGUUUACUGCGGAUCAGUGCUGUGCCGUGAUGUCCACUCACAUAGUGGCCUGUCUCCUGUUGUAUCGGUAUCGGAAGGGUGUGAGCCUCUCCCUGCUGGUGGAAGACUUCUUCUCCAUGAAAGAGGAGGUCCUGGCUCGGGACUUUGACCUGGGCUUCUCUGGGAGCUGUGAGGAUGUGGUCAUGCACGCCAUACACUUACUAGGGAACUCUGUGAACAUCACUCAUACUGGCUCCAGCAACGAGUUCUUCAUCGCUCCCAACACCAACAUCCCGGCCGUGUUUGAGCUGAAUUUCUACAGUAACGGGGUUCUUCAUGUUUACGUCACAGAGGCCAUUGUUGCCUGCGCACUGCACCUGGAGCUGAGCAGGAGGAGCACAGAUGGGACCUCUGACACAACGAUCAGCCAGGAGAGACUUCUCCGCACCGCUGCUACCUUGUCCUACCUCCUCUCUAAUGAGGGAAUGAUCUCUCUGCCGUGUCGGAUGUACUAUCAGGUGUGUCACGAGGCUGUCCAGCGACUGGUGACGUACGGGAUCCUCGUGGUGGCCGAGGAAGACCAGGAGGACGGGAGCCCGAACCUUGCAGAGCCCACGUGGGACAACAAGAUCCUAGACCACGUGCGAUGGAGAAGUGAUGAGGAGGAUGAAGACAGUGAUUUUGGAGAGGAGCAGAGAGAUCGUUACCUGAAGGUGAGUCCGUCUCAAGAGCACCAGGACGUCAUCGCUUUCCUGCAGAGACUGCUGGGCCCCAUCCUGGAAGCGUACAGCUCCGCUGCCUCGUUCAUCCACAAUUUUACUGGUCCAGUCUCGCAGAAGGACUUCACCCAGAGCCUGCACAAGUACCUGCUCGCCAGGACGGAGAGGAACGUUGCGGUGUAUUCUGAGAGCGCCACCUUGUGUCUGGCAAGAAACGCAGUGAAGACCUUCAUAGACCUCGGGGUUUUUCAAGUUCGUGAAGAAAAACGAAAUACCCUCUUGGACUUGAGCAGCACUUUCCUACCUCAGACUAACCGACACAAACUGCUGGAGUUCAUCGUCCGCUUCAUGGUUCUGUGAAUGUGACCUCUCCUGCCCGGUACUGCGAUAUCUGGCUGUGUUACCCCGUGGCUGGUGCCACUGCUGGAAAUUAUGCACCGACAGACAAGUGCCUGCUACAUGCCAACCUGAGCUUCCAGCACCCACUCUACUGUGACCAUGAAAUGCAUCUAACCUGUUUUGUUUGAUUGUAGAGGAACAAGUCCCAUCUGGUGACCUAAUCCAUAAGCUAAUUGCUAAAUAACGACUAUUUAUAGACGCACUACCAGGCAGACGAGAAAUCAAAAGUAUUUUUCUGUACUAUAAUUUUCUAUGGUAUCUGGUCCAUCUUGACCUGUUUCACCUGCACAAGUCCCCAUGUAUGAAUUGCAGAUGCAGUCUGAUCAUUUGCAUUGACGUCACUUCUGCACAUGAAUGUACAAUCUUUCAGUACGCAUCAGCUUGAUCUUAAAAGCUUUACUUGGCCUAAAUUUCAGGGCACAGGGCUUAAUGCGCACCUAUCGCCCACACCAUGGAGGUUGCGUAUGUGUGGGAUGAACCAUUGUUCUUUGAGACUUUUGCAUACAGCGUUCUUUCAAGUUGACGGAUCCAGCCGUCGUGAAGCAGCCAUGUUUUGCAUUUCCCCACAAUAUUUUUAUUGAAGCAUCAUGUGGUACAGGAAAUGUCUAUUUUGUAGACUGUACCAGUGUCUUGACUAAUCUCUGGGAUGUCAUUCAUUAAUUUAUAGGCUCCGUUCUCAUCUAUACUGGUGCAGCCCACAAAAUCGAUUGCUUACACUGUGCAGGUCAAUUUUACCAAGGAUACCUGGUUUUAAGGCUGGUACUACUUAAGCACAGGCAGGGUGGUAGUUUGUGUGUCCAUUGACCGCUUUAUCUGUGUUAGAGCAAAGGGAUCUAAAAUGGUGUCCAGACAAAAAGACGUCAAGUGUAUUCCAAUGCACAAAAAUUAAUCUACUGCUCAGCUAAGUCCUUAUGGCACUUUGUACCAUGAAAUUCUGCAUUAGCUGAAGGAAACUACUAAUGUAUGUGGGAGUAGCUGUAAGCAAUAGUUUAAUGCAAGUUUAUUAAUUCCAGUUCCCUUUGUAAAUAUACGUAUGGAUUCUUGGUACUAAUUUUCUUCUGUCACCUAUUUGCUGAAGGGGGGACAGGAACUACUGUAAAUUUUCAUGGUAGUUAAAGGGCAUGACAACGCAGUGUUGUGUUUUUUGUUUUUAUAUACAUGACCUUCAUUUGAUUUAUAUUGCUUGGAAAUCUUUAUUAAUUGUAAUUUCUAAGGUUUAUCAGAUGUUAGCUCGUUCGCACUGAUGCGUUUAAUGUUUGCAUUUAAUCUACAUUUCUCACACCGAAGUAUAAAAGCCUUGUUAAACCUACAAGGAGUUAUAUCUUUCUGGACACUGCAACAACUCCUCCUUCUUAGAAUAGGGUUUCUACCCGAAAUUGCCUGCUUAAGACUCACGCAUACACAGUGAAUGCCAUUUGGCAGUAUUUUAAGGAUUGGCUCUACUUGGCAACAUCUGUAAUCAUCAAAACAAACAAACAAACAAUGGUCAGAGGGCUUCAGCAGUGUGUUUCUCAAGCUUUAACAGGUGAUUUCAGGUAAUAAUCCCAUUAGAGAGCUGGGCAUUAUUUCCGAAAACUUUAGCACCUUAAACAUUUAGGGGCUAUGAAAGUUUGACUAGUCUUCACAAAAUGGUAUGGUGUGCUAAAACAGCGAUGGUAAGUGAUUUAUUUCCACAUGAAUGCAACAGAGCUUUCAACGUAUGUGAAUGACAGAAAACGAAUUGGGAUUUCUCUUCGCAUAAAGUUGCGUGUGAUAUUACACUAUGCUGUUCGGCAUCCGCUAGGGUCGAUCCGUAAUUAUUAUUUAUAGUCUCUGUUUUAACUUCAUGAAGUGUUCCCAGGAUGCAGAGACUAGGGGAUGCAGUUAAAAUGCCGGCUGCCUGGAUCCCGGCGUUCAGGAUAUCGACGCCGAAAACCCAACAGACGGAAUCCUGGCGCACCAGGGCUAUUCCCAUCCGUGGGUGUCCAUGACUCCCAUAGAGUGGGAAUAGUUCAUGAGCCCACAAGGUGACUCUGAGCGCUGGCGGCCGGGAAGCUGCUGUAGAGAUAUUCACAGCUGGCAUCCCACCCGUCGGGAUAACGUAUAGAACCCAAGAUUAGAAUAGUCUAUGCCAGUGGUUCUCCGCUCCGGUCCUCCUGUACCCCCAACAGGUCAUGUUGUCAGGUUAUCUGUCUGUAGAAUAAUUACAGAUUUAGAGAAACAGAAAACAUGACCUGUUGGCGGUACUUGCAUCCUGGAUUAGAGAACCCCUGCUCUGUGCCCUAUUUCCAACUCACAAUGCAAGUCUGCUUAUAGAUGCAUGUUGCUACUAAAGUCCUGGCAUGCGAUUAUGACGUUCGAUAUUAGGCCGUAGUUAUGGAAGGCUGGCAUGUUGUCAUGAUUUGCCACCGUCAGACAUACCACAGUGCAUGUACAUAUUUAGGUGAUGUCAUGCCGGUACAUUGGAUCGUGACACGGCAUAUUGCAUACAGACAUGAAACAGAAGGUGUAGCUGGCCCUGCCUCGUUAAGCUUACAGUAUAAUGUAUUUGUUGCGCCCUGAUAAAAUCAUCGUACACCAGCAGGGAGAUUCUAAUACGGACAGCGGGGUCCCUGGUCCCGACCGAUUAACCUAUGCAAGACCUAAGCACAACCUCUGGAAUACCAAGAUGUGGCUGUUAAAUCAGGGACCCUGUGUGUGACUCAUGAUACCGGAACCAUAACCUACAGCACGGUGGAUUCCGUAACCGUUACGUUGCAGGUUGACGCAAUAAGACAUGUGUAGCCACUUAGCUAACGGAGCAAUAAUACACAAUGUACAGAACCUUUUUCAUUUGACGGUAUCCUAUGGUUAACCGUGAAAUGCUCGACUAGAUUCUACUAAUACUUGAAAUGACUUGCAGCCUGUUUUACUUUGUGUGAUCAGUUUAAUGUGAUCGGUUUACGAAUGCGCUGUAUUAACGUUUUAUAUAAAAAGAAUUUACAAACCUAUGCGUUAUAAUAAGUUUCAAGAACUUUUUAUGGCAGGAGACGAGUUAGAUUCGGUGUGGCCCGGAGGCUCAGUAACGAGUAGCAGAAAGCAAUACUGUAUAAUAUGCACUUGGCAGCCCCUAUUCCCCAAUGCCAGUCUCCUCCCCCCUUCCCCCAAAACACUGACUUAUUGUAGCCACGUCCGGAUCUAGUUUGGUGGGUGAUACGGAUAAUACUGGUGGCUGUUUGGGGGGAAUUAAUCACUUAUUGCCAAGUUUGUAGAGUCAUUUAAUUGUCAACAUUUAAAAAGACCUAAAUUUUUGUGGCCACUCCCCUCUGAUUAUCCAUUUCUGUCUUGAUUCUAAUCCUGAUUUCAAGACAGUUGGGUAUAUGGUGGAAUAAUAUCCAUGACUGGUUGAGUCAUAGGAUUUUCAUUCAAUUUGACCAUGCAGGUGGGUGGCCCAACCUGGCCACUGUCCGAGACCCUUCUGAUGAUUGUAGCCGGUCACUGUGCUUGGAAGGUGACUGGUGUCACAAUGUGUCCAUUAUAUUCUAACCAGGUAUUCAGUUUCUGGGGGAUCUAUUGUCCAUGAUCGAGGCCUCUUUCAACCCACAACUGCUAAAAUACCAAGCAAUCCAGUUUUGGCACUUUACAGUCUCUGUUUGAAAAAUGACAGCUGAUUGGCUGUUGCUUCAUCUCCAAGCUUUGAUAACUCUCCCCCUUGAUUGGCGAACAAUCUGCUCCUAACUGACAUGUUACAGGCUGUGUUUGAAAAAUGGCAAUUAGGAGCUGAUUGGCUGGUACUUUAUCACCGUGCAAUUUAUCACUCUCUAAGGCUUGAUGACUCUAGGCCUAAAUAUGUCCCCUCUGGUAGGUCUAUAGACAGAGAUCCAGACUGUGUCGACACAGUCAUUAGGUCAACCCCAUAUGGUCAACAUGGACAAAAGGGUUAACGUAUGAAAGGGUGGUAAUAGAAAAUAGGUUCAAAUGGUCGACAAACCUUUUUGUGUUUUUUUAUUUUUUUAUUUUUUUUACGUUUUUGGACUUUUUUCAUCCUUGACUAUCCAUGUCACUAAUCAUAGCCUAUAGUAACUUUGUGGCAAGCAGAGCACGACACCGCGCCCUUGGUGGGCGAAGAAAGCCCGUGAGGGGACGCGUUUCAAUAAAAAAAUGCAAAAUAGUGUCAACCUUUUUCCUGUGUUGACCUUUUGUCCGUGUCGACCUUUGUCUGUCUACCAUAUGGAUUUCGACCUAAUGACUGUAGACCUACCCCCGUGAUUGCGACCCUCAUCAGGGUUCUUUUUUAGUUUCUGCAAAAUCUUCUGAAUAUUAGUUGUAGGUUUUUUUUUUUUAAUGAUUUCUUCCCAUUAACUGUGGCUCUGACUUUCCAGUUGCUGGUGGAAUUCCAUUGAAUACGUCUCUGUUCUCCCUGGAAGACAUUCACCAAAAAAAGCUGGGGCACAGGGAAACCGUAGCGUUACCUGUAGCAACCGGUUGCGUCGCUAAUGCAGUUGCAAAACUUUUUUUUUUUUUAUGUCCGCAUUCAUGUUCCUACGUGAUAGUUGAUGCUCCUCUUACAGAUAUGCAUCGUGUCCGGCAUCCUAUGAUUAUUAAUUAGCUUGUCUGGUAAAUUAGAGCUGAAAUUACAUGUGUGUGUGCAAUUGGAAUGGUUAUUGAUGAAAAAAAAAAAAAAAGCAAAGAGCGAUCUGGAAAGCCGACCAGAAAAAAAAAAAUGCUUAAAGUUACUAAUUGGUAGUUUCUGUUGCAGCAUAAAUCGCCUGUGAAUGAGCCUGUCAGGCGGGCAUCUGGCGCAGAGCUGACUGCCAGCGCUCCGGUUACUGAUAAGGAAAUAAUGAGCCAUUUGUCAGCUGUAGUAGUAACUGUCUAGUCCGUCAAAAAAGUUUCGGACUAAUUAAGGCUCUGAUUUAAACAAUGACUCUGGCGUUUGCCAUUCCUAUGGAUACAUGGAGAGAGAAAAAAAUCAAUAGACUAUUAUGGAAAUACAAAAGUGUGUUAACGUUUCCACUGUUACUUUGCAGACAUUUGCUUGUUCACUGAAGCAACGCUGAUUUCAUUACUUAAACGUACAUUGUGUGUUUAUUACUGAUAGCGUCUUUUUAGCCACCCUUCUCUUUCCCUUCGGGGGUUGAUCCUGCUCAUAAACUCCAUGCAACAGACAUGGGCCUAAAACUGGGCACCAGGGGGUUUGAAUUCUCACUGCUCUACAUUUGCAAGAACAGUAUGGCACAAUAUUUUCAAUGGUAUAUGAUCAUUUGUAGCACCUGGCUACGUUCUAUGGAAAUAUUUAUAGGACCCAGUUGGGUUAUAUGGAAAUAAUUUAUAGGACCCUGUUAUGUUAUAUGGAAAUAAUUUAUAGGACCCGGUUAUGUUGUCCUUUCGCUUACAAUAACAUGUUGUGACUUUUUUCGGUUUCUUAAACCUCAUUUUCAUGUCUGAUUUUAUGUACCAUCGCUCACUGUACAUUGAUUUGUGUUCUAUACAUUUGUAAUAAAAUCAACUAAUGGAA